CAAGCUUCCAGAAUAGUCAGUCUCUACUCUCUACUUAACAAGUGUCAAGGCUCUCUCCUUCUCAGUCUCCGUCUCGCUCUUUGCCUCAAGGAUGGGUAACAUGGGUUCAAGUGCACCAGAUUCCACAGUUUUGAAGAGCUGGAGAGAUCGUUCUCCUACUUCCUCAGUUGUCAAGCUCUCUCAGGUUACUGCCAUCAACAACAAAUACGAGUCACCUCAGUUCGAAUCCGGUGGAUACAACUGGAGAAUGGUUCUGUACCCUAAAGGGAACGAAGAUGACAACGGAAGUGGGUUUGUGUCGAUGUAUGUGGAACUUGACAAGAGCUGCCUCUCAUCCUCCACAACAUCACCCACGGAGGUCUUUGCUCAUCUCUCUUUCUUUGUCUUUAACAAGAAAGAGAACAAGUACUUCUCUGUUCAAGAUGUUGAAGCAAAGCUGUUCAACUCUUCAAGAACGGUGUGGGGAGUGUCAAAAGUUCUUCCUCUUGACAAGUUCAAUGACCCUGAACAAGGCUACAUUGUGGAUGGAGAAUGUGAGUUUGGUGCUGAUGUCUUGAUUGCUCCACCAGAGGAGAAACUCGAUUUUCCCAAAUUCACUUGGCGUGUUAGGGAUGUCUCGCUGCUGAAAGGGAAUGAUUGCGUUUCAAAGAUCUUUCCAAUGAAAGAAAAAAACUGGAGUUUGAAGCUGUACCCAAAGGGAGAGUCUGGUGAAGAUGACGAUUUGACCAUGUCUUUGCAUUUAGCUGACGGUGAAGUCUUGCAGCCUGGUGAGAUGGUUUCCGUGCGAGCUCAGCUGCGGAUUCUCGACCCGCGUGGUUCCAAUCACAAAACAACAUGGCUUAACAUGUGGGUCAUGAACAAAGCGAUGGGUCUUGUUCAAACCAUGUCUUUAGCUGAACUUGGGGAGGCCUACUUGGACACUGAAGAUGCUGUGAACGUCGAGAUGGAAUGUGAAGUCCUUAACAGCAGGAACAACCCCUUCUUUAAUUAGGGUAUCUCUACCUUAACCAUGCAUGUCUCUACCUUCUACUUUUGGGAAUACUCUGCAUUAUGCGUUGAGAUUAAAAUAUGUGAUGUUGUUCUUUAAGGUCAUCUAAAAAAAUUCACCCUUUUGUUUAGGGAUAUAAACUAUCUGACAUGCAUGUCUAGUUGUCUACCACUGUCUGAAAACUCUGUUUUUAUGCCACUAUCUUAAACUCUGUAAUCCUGGUUAUAUAUCCUACUUGCCAGUUUUAUUUUAGUUUCUAAAUCUUUCUACGAUUAAGCUUUCAGUAAUUUGUUUUGUUUUCCAUAUAUAUAAUACCAUCUUUAGACAAAUGAGACAUCUAAUUUAAUAUAAGAAACAAAUGAAAAUGACCAAAUCAGAUCCAGACAAAAGGCUAAAUAUCAGCCACGUCACACUUCCAAACCAAACACCACGUGUCACGUUCUCAACUCAUCAAA
This is a messenger RNA of Camelina sativa (false flax), 1443 nucleotides long. RefSeq names its product MATH domain and coiled-coil domain-containing protein At3g27040-like. Lineage: Eukaryota; Viridiplantae; Streptophyta; Magnoliopsida; Brassicales; Brassicaceae. The record is from RefSeq and is a predicted model, not a curated record. Gene Ontology annotation, molecular function: protein binding.